This is a messenger RNA of Nematolebias whitei (Rio pearlfish), 2064 nucleotides long. It is a transcript of the gene ddx21, whose product is annotated as DEAD (Asp-Glu-Ala-Asp) box helicase 21. NCBI's taxonomy places the organism in Eukaryota, Metazoa, Chordata, Actinopteri, Cyprinodontiformes, Rivulidae. The record is from RefSeq and is a predicted model, not a curated record. Gene Ontology annotation, molecular function: ATP binding; RNA binding; RNA helicase activity.
CGUGAACGCGUCUUCGCGCGCCGCCGCCUUUCGCGUUCCUUUUAAUCCGCGUGCCCGUGGGUUAGCCUGUGUGUCCACGCCGAGGGUUUCCAUCAGGAUUGAAUAAUGCCGUCAAAAGUCAUCUUUGAAAGCGAGGAACAUACCAUGGAUGAAGAUGUGGACACUGUCGCAGAGGCUACGACCUUAAAGAUGAAGACCAAGGAGGAGAAGAAGAAGAAGAAGAAGAAACAGGAGCAGGAGGUUGAAGAGCAGGAGGAUGCAGGCUGUGACCCUCCUGCCCCAAAGAAGAAAAAGAAAAAAGACAAGCUGGCAGCGGACCAAGUCAACGGCCACAUCGAUGAGACCACUGACAUAAAUGGAGACUGCAAUGGUGUUGAAUCACCUAAGCAGAAAACCAAGAAGAAAAAGGAAUCAUCUGAGAAAAACAAGAAACCAAAGAAAGCAAACGCAGAGGCAGCGACCAAUGGACAUUCCACCCCAAACACACCAGUUCAAACCCCUGUCCAGACACCAUCCCAGUCCAGUGAUGACUCAGCCAGUGACAGCGAACGUGAAAAUGAGCAGACACCUGAGCAGAGAGAAGGGGCGUUCUCCAACUUCAGAAUCUCCCAAGUUACUAUUGAAAAACUGAAAGCUCGGGGAGUCUCCUACUUGUUUGACAUUCAGGUAAAGUCGUUCAAUCCUGUGUAUGACGGCGAGGAUGUAAUUGCUCAAGCCCGCACAGGAACAGGAAAGACUUUCUCCUUUGCUGUACCUUUGGUGGAGAAGCUCCAGAUGGAAUCAGUAGAGAGGGCCAGAGGGCGGCCUCCUAAGGUGCUGGUUCUGACUCCUACCAGAGAGUUGGCUAUCCAAGUUGCAAAGGACUUCAAGGACAUCAUCAAGAGACUGACACUAUGCUGUUUUUAUGGAGGCAGCUCAUACAAGCCACAAAUCGAUUCCAUACGUACUGGGAUUGAUAUUUUGGUGGGAACUCCUGGUCGGAUUAAAGAUCACCUUCAGAACAAUAAGCUCAACCUGGCUGAAUUAAAACAUGUUGUUCUGGAUGAAGUGGACCAGAUGUUGGACAUGGGCUUUGCAGAACAGGUUGAAGAGAUUUUGAGUUGUUCAUACAAGAAAGACGGCUCUGCUAACCCACAGACUCUUCUGUUUUCGGCCACCUGCCCCCCCUGGGUGUAUGAUGUGGCCAAGAAAUACAUGAGACCUGAGUGCAAGCAUAUUGACUUGAUUGGCAAGAAAACACAAAAAGCUGCAACAACAGUUGAGCAUUUGGCCAUUACAUGUCACUGGUCACAGCGUGCAGCCGUCAUAGGAGACGUGAUCCAGGUUUACAGCGGCAGCCACGGCAGGACCAUCGUCUUCUGUGAGACAAAAAGGGAGGCCACUGAACUUUCCUUAAACGAAUCCAUCAAACAGAGCGCCCAGUCCCUUCAUGGUGACAUUCCACAGAAACAGAGGGAGACGACACUGAAAGGCUUCAGGAACGGUGCCUUUGAGGUUCUGGUUGCCACCAAUGUUGCAGCUCGUGGAUUAGACAUCCCUGAAGUGGACCUGGUGAUCCAGUCGUCUCCUCCUAAGGAUGUAGAGUCGUACAUCCAUCGUUCAGGACGAACGGGCCGCGCAGGCAGGACUGGAGUCUGCAUCUGCUUCUAUCAAAGGAAAGAAGAGGACCAGCUGCGCUACGUAGAACACAAAGCAGGAAUCACAUUCAGGCGAGUGGGUGUUCCAACUGCUAAUGAUAUCAUCAAGUCAUCGAGCAAAGAUGCAAUGAAGUUCCUAGACUCUGUUCCAGCCACAGCUGUUGAAUAUUUUAGAGAAUUUGCUGAGAAGCUGAUUGAAGAGAAAGGAGCAGUAGAUGCUCUGGCUGCUGCUCUGGCCCAUAUUUCUGGAGCUACAAGUGUAGAAAUGCGAUCGCUGCUCAACUCUGAUUCUGGUUACACCACUAUACAGCUGCAGUGCUCGCAGGAGAUGCAUAAUAUAGGCUAUGCUUGGAAAUCCAUCAAAGAACAGCUUGGAGAGGAGUUUGAAAACCAGAUUCACAGGAUGACCUUCCUGAAAGGCAAAACU